AUGACUUUAUUGAAUAUUCGUAUAUUUUUGGAAUUAUACAAAAAAUUAUCACUAAAGCUAGGAUAUUUAAAUUUGGAAUAUGAUGAACAAAUUGACAAAAUUAUAAACAAGAUCCAAUAUUUUACAAUGAAUAACUACAAGGAAUAUCUUAAUCCGACGGACAAAAAUCUUGACGAGAAAAAUGAAGAAAUUAAGAAAUAUGAAAUUAAAUUAAACGGAAUUAUUAAAAAUUUUAUAAAAGGCAAAAUUAAAGUUGAUAUUAUAAAAGUUUCAUUGGAAGAAGGAUUUCAAUACAUUGGAUACGAUAUUAAGAAAUUAAAAGAUUUAGGGUUCAAGUCGGAAGUUUUAACAGAUGAGGUAAAUAUGGGGGCUUUAUAUAACCACCCCCCCCCCUUUCUUGAGUGUCUCAGAUCUUCCUUAAUAUGA
Molecule: messenger RNA, 426 nt
Organism: Meloidogyne enterolobii
Lineage: Eukaryota; Metazoa; Nematoda; Chromadorea; Rhabditida; Meloidogynidae
Source: the annotation of a GenBank genome assembly